This is a messenger RNA of Lodderomyces jiufengensis, 2595 nucleotides long. RefSeq names its product bifunctional acetylglutamate kinase/N-acetyl-gamma-glutamyl-phosphate reductase (gene ARG5,6). Gene Ontology annotation, biological process: L-arginine biosynthetic process. Gene Ontology annotation, molecular function: protein dimerization activity; N-acetyl-gamma-glutamyl-phosphate reductase (NADP+) activity; arginine binding. The coding region runs from base 1 to 2595 and encodes 864 amino acids. Lineage: Eukaryota; Fungi; Ascomycota; Pichiomycetes; Serinales; Debaryomycetaceae. The transcript has a single exon. Gene Ontology annotation, cellular component: mitochondrion; mitochondrial matrix; cytoplasm. The record is from RefSeq and is a predicted model, not a curated record.
AUGUUAAAACAAGUUACUUGUUUAAAUAAAUCAUCAACAAUUAAAAAUGUUAACAAAUCAUUAAUCAGAUCAUUAUCAUCAAAAUCAACCAUUUCAUACAACAACAAACCAAAAUCAACAUCAUCAUAUAUUCCAAUAAUAAAUCAACAUGCAAAAUAUUCAACAAAAUCGACUGUUAUACAAUUAUUAAAUAAUAUUGGUUCAAAAAGAGAAGUUGAACAAUAUUUAAAAUAUUUCACUUCAGUAAGCUCCCAACAAUUUGCAGUUAUAAAAGUUGGAGGAGCAAUUAUAACUCAACAAUUAGAUGAAUUAGCUUCAUGUUUAGCAUUUUUAUAUCAUGUUGGUUUAUAUCCAAUUGUUUUACAUGGUACAGGACCACAAAUUAAUGAAUUAUUAGAAAAUGAAGGUGUAGAACCAGAAUAUAUUGAUGGUAUAAGAAUCACUAAUCCAAAAACAAUGGAAGUUGUUAGAAAAUGUUUUUUGGAACAAAAUUUAAGAUUAGUUACAGCUUUGGAAAAAAUUGGUGUCCAUUCAAGACCAAUCACUGCUGGUGUUUUCCAAGCUGAAUAUUUAAAUAAAGAUAAAUAUGAUUUAGUUGGUAAGAUUACAGGUGUAAACAAAUCACCAAUUGAAGCAGCUAUAAGUGCUGGUUAUUUACCAAUUUUAACCAGUUUAGCAGAAACUUCAAGUGGUCAAUUAUUAAAUGUUAAUGCUGAUGUUGCAGCUGGUGAAUUAGCAAGAGAAUUUGAACCUUUAAAGAUUGUUUAUUUGAACGAAAAAGGUGGUAUUAUAAAUGGUAAUACUGGUGAAAAAGUUUCAAUUAUAAAUCUUGAUGAAGAAUAUGAAGAUUUAUUAAAAGAAAGUUGGGUUAAAUAUGGUACAAAAUUAAAAAUCAAAGAAAUUCAUGAUUUAUUACAACAUUUGCCAAGAUCUUCAUCAGUUGCUAUUAUUGAUGUUGGUGAUUUACAAAAAGAAUUAUUUACUGAUUCAGGUGCUGGUACAUUAAUUAGAAGAGGUUAUAAAUUAAUUAAUAGAAAUUCAUUAAAAGAAUUUGGUAAUCCAGAUUUGUUGAGAACUGCAUUAUUAAGAGAUCCAGAAAUCAAAUCUGGUAAAUUAUCAGUUGCUUCAUAUUUAAAAAUUUUGGAAUCAACAAAUUUCAAAAGUUAUGGUGAUGAACCUUUGGAGGUAUUAGCUAUUGUUUUAACUGAGGAGAACAAAGUUCCAAAAUUAGAUAAAUUUUUAUCAUCAAAGACUGGUUGGUUAAAUAACGUUACUGAUAAUAUUUUCAACUCAAUCAAAAAAGAUUUUAAAUCAUUAUGUUGGAUAGUUGAUGAAAAUGAUUCAAAUUUAUCUUGGUAUUUUUCAAAAUCAGAUGGCUCAUUUGCUAAAAAUGGUCAAAUAUUAUUCUGGUAUGGUUUAAAAACUCCAGAAGUCAGUGAAUUAAUAAAAGAAUUUGAUAACUCAUCAAUUAUUGGUUCAUCGUUGUCUUCAAAUAAAGAAUCAGGAGUGUUCUCAACUAAGCAACAAAAAAGAGGUCUUCACACCACCCAAAGAAGAACCUUAGCUACUUCAACAACUAAUCCAAAUCCACCAAUUAGACAAGGUUCAAAUACAGAUAAGAAAAAAGUUGCAUUGAUUGGAGCAAGAGGUUAUACAGGUCAAAAUUUAAUAAAAUUAAUUGAUAAUCAUCCAUACCUUGAAAUAUCUCAUGUAUCAUCAAGAGAAUUAGAAGGUCAAAAAUUGAAAGGUUACAAUAAGGAUAAUAUUAUAUAUUCAAAUUUACAACCUGAAGAUAUUAAAAAACUAGAAGAAAAUGGAGAAGUUGACAUAUGGGUUAUGGCAUUACCAAACGGUGUGUGUAAACCAUUUGUUGAUGUAAUUGAUUCAAUAGGUAACCCAAAAUCCAAAAUUAUAGAUUUAUCAGCAGAUUAUAGAUUUGACACAACAGGAGAUUGGGUUUAUGGUUUACCAGAAUUGAAUGAUCGUCAAACUAUAGCUGAAGCCAAAAAGAUCUCAAAUCCAGGUUGUUAUGCAACUGCUGCUCAAGUAGCUAUUGCACCAAUAUUAGAAUACGUUGAUGGUAAACCAAGUGUAUUUGGAGUAUCAGGUUAUUCAGGAGCUGGUACAAAGCCAUCACCAAAAAAUGAUGUUGAAAAUUUAUCAAAUAAUUUAAUACCAUAUUCAUUAACUGAUCAUGUCCAUGAAAGAGAAAUUUCAUCACAAUUAGAUCAACAAGUUAAUUUCAUGCCUCAUGUAGCACAAUGGUUUCAAGGUAUAUCACACACCAUCAAUAUCCCAAUCAAAAAAUCAUCAUUAACAUCUAGAGAGAUUAGAAAUAUUUAUCAAGAUAGAUAUCAAGGAGAACAAUUAAUAACAAUAAGUGGAGAAGCACCUCUCGUAAAAGACAUAAGUGGUAAACAUGGAGUUGUUAUUGGUGGAUUUGCAGUCAAUUCUCAAGAAGAUAGAGUUGUUAUCGUUGCUACAAUUGAUAAUUUAUUAAAAGGAGCUGCUACUCAAUGUUUACAAAAUAUUAAUUUAGCUUCUGGUUAUAACGAAUAUGAAGGUAUUCCAAAUGAUACAGUUAUUAGAGGUUAG